This is a messenger RNA of Purpureocillium lilacinum, 1038 nucleotides long. RefSeq lists its product as uncharacterized. The record is from RefSeq and is a predicted model, not a curated record. Lineage: Eukaryota; Fungi; Ascomycota; Sordariomycetes; Hypocreales; Ophiocordycipitaceae.
AUGCUCCUUAUUGCCGCUCCCCGCCGUCUCAACAUCACCCGAUGCCUCCGCCUCCUCUUGGUGCUUUCCCUCGCCCUCUUCGGUUUACUCGUCGUCUUGUCCGCGCCACCUCAUCCUCCUACUCCGUCGACGACUCUCCCACAUCAAGCCUCUCCGCCGCUCAACGCGUCCAAGCUCGCCCUCCUCAUCGAAGACCGCCCGCAGCCCGUCCUCGCCCCCAUCCUGCUACACUUCAUCGCCGUCCUGCCGCCCUCAUGGCCCUUCCUCUUCCUCGGCUCCCCCGCCUCCCUCUCCGCGCUCAACGCCUCCGCCCCAGCGCGCGCCCACGUCCGCACGGGGAAGCUCUCCCUGCGGCCCAUCCCCGCCAACAUGAGCACCGCCGGCCAGGAGAUGAUCAGCCGGUUCCUCACCUCGCGGUGGCUGUACGAGGUGGCCGUCGGGACGCCGCCCGCAGAGUGGCUGCUCGUCUUCCAGACGGAUGCGACGCUCUGCGCCAACAGCCGCCUCGACGUGGAUGCCUUCCUGGGGCUGGACUGGGUGGGCGCGCCGUGGACGCCCGACGCGCAAUGGGGAGGUAACGGGGGGUUGUCGCUGCGUCGCGUGAGCCGCAUCGUGGAGGUGCUGCGGCGCCAGCAGCGGCGGGAGGACAGCGAGCCCGAGGACGUGUGGCUCUCGGAGCGGCUUGCGCACUUUCCCGGCGCAAAUGUCGCAAACGGGUCCGUCUCGCUGACGUUUUCAGGGGAGAUGCACAGCGGCGUCGGGGAGGGAGCGCCCGCGGAGCCGAGGUUCUGCAACAACGGCACGAUGCUGCUCUGCAACGAGGGGGGCGAGCACGUCAGGGGCAUCGACGACUGGAGGACGGGGUUCUACGAGCCCAUGGGCUACCACACGGGCGGGAGCGGCAAGUACCUCCACUCGUCGAUAUGGGGGGCGCCGGAGCUACGGAGCCACAUCUACGGCUACUGCCCCGAGGUCAAGAUGGCUGUGGCCAUGGACGUGGCCAGGUAUGUGCCGGGGGAGUGUGCAGGCCAUUGGUGA